AUGGCUUUGGGUGCCGCAUGGCGACUACCGAGGCCGAGAACAAGGUCUCUCUGCAGAAUGGUUCUGGCGGGAGGUCUGAGCAGCUCGGCAGUUCGGGGUAGCCCGUCAUCGUCUCCGCAGCUGCGGCUGGAAGCGACGCGAUGCUGGCUUGACAAGAUUGUCAUUGGCGAGAAGCUAUGCCCGUUUGCCUCGUCUGUGCAGGGGAGCAAGCUUCGACUGGUCGCCAGCCGGGCGCAGGACGCAGAGGCGGUGAUCGAAGAAGUCUCGUCAGAAGCCGCACUGCUGGUUGGACAUGCCGCGAAGAUCGCUGGUCCGAGGCCAGAAACAACUCUGCUCGUGCUGGACGCCUCGUUAAGUUGCGCGGCACAGUGGCAGGACCUCGUUCGUUUGUCAUGGCGUUUGCAGGCAGAAGCCGUUUGCCAACAAGGCUUCCAAGACUUGUUGCAGAUCGUGCUCUUCCACCCGUCGGCGAUGCACAGCAUCUACUCGGAGGGCUUCCCCGACGCAGCCGACUUUACGAUCCGCGCGCCCUUCCCAACCGUUCACCUGCUACGAGCCUUGGAGAUGCCAGUGUGCCGGUGCUCCGCGUGCUCCGCGUGCGCCCUGCGCCGCGCGCCGUGCGAAGCCGAGGAGAGGCCGACGUCCUGA
This is a messenger RNA of Symbiodinium necroappetens, 648 nucleotides long. Lineage: Eukaryota; Dinophyceae; Suessiales; Symbiodiniaceae. The record is from the annotation of a GenBank genome assembly.